Pestalotiopsis fici W106-1 is the source of this 1053-nucleotide messenger RNA. RefSeq lists its product as uncharacterized. Bases 1 to 1053 code for a protein of 350 amino acids. The record is from RefSeq and is a predicted model, not a curated record. Lineage: Eukaryota; Fungi; Ascomycota; Sordariomycetes; Amphisphaeriales; Sporocadaceae. The transcript has 2 exons.
AUGAAGAUUUCACAGAUACCUUCAGCAGUGGCGCUGCUAGCCUCGCCAACAGCAGGAUUGCUGCUUAGCUGCGACAACAUUGUGGCAUCAUCACGGAAAUACGACUUUUCCAAACUUGGCGGACCCCAUUCAGUCACCGUGAGCCAUCAAGUCGGGCCUAAUUUUCACAAUACUACAUUUACGACGGAUAUCUGCUUCAACUUGAAGCGCAAGAGCGAUGUGGCCAAGGACGAGCAAUGCCCACAUAGCACGCGCAUCUGCGCCAUUGAGCGCAUCAUCGGCCAACACGGUGAUACAAAGUUUGACGAUUUCAACGAGGCCUGGCCCAUUGCAGGCAACCUCCAGCAAUACGGCGGGUAUCCGCUCGACAAUGAGGCCAUCUACUUGCCCACAAGCGACUCGAACUCGGACGCCGAAAAGGAUGGUGUCAGACUCAUCAUCAAAGGCGGUUGGCAUGACUUGAACGGACAAAAGAGACAGCAGCGGGCCAUUAUUGAAUUUAUAUGCGACCAGGAGCUCGAAGGCACCGAGGGCGAAUGGAAACCCGAGGACGAAUAUGUUCCGGGUGACGAUGACAAGGAAGAACGAAGUUUAAAGGAUUCCCUGUCGUACGAAACCGCCGCGGAGGAUGGCGGGGACAAGAGCGGGAAGCCAGUGCAAAUCGGGUACAACAAUGGGACGCAAGCUCUCGUCUUCAACUCAUACGGCCCUCUUGACAGCGACACGAAUAUUGAUGUUCUACGACUGACAUGGAAUACGAAACAUGCUUGCCAAAAACGUGACGGCGACGCCGGGGAUGAGCCCGCUGGAGACCAGCCGAGCAGCCAUUGGGGAUUCUUUACAUGGAUUGUGAUUCUCGUCUUUCUCGGUACGGCUGCCUACCUAAUCUUUGGCUCCUGGCUCAACUACAACCGCUAUGGAGCUCGUGGCUGGGAUCUUUUACCUCAUGGCGAUACAAUUCGUGAUAUUCCGUACCUCAUGAAGGACUGGACUAGAAGAGUGCUCAGUACAGUGCAAGGAAGUGGUAGCCGCGGUGGAUACAGCGCCGUUUGA